AUGAGCGAGGGCAGAGAGGGGCGAUUACAGAGUUAUGGUUUCACAAGCCGCCAUAAGCGUCGCGCGGCCAGAUGGAGUGAAGAAACACAACUGUCUCGACCUCCAGGAGAGCCAGAGAAAUUAGAGUCGUUUCAUCUGAGCAUCACCAGCGACCGUUCGAGCCCCCUGCGAGGUAGAGCCGCCUCAGGGUCAGGGAUGGGAUCCGCUGUGCUGCUCCGCAAUCUGGACUUUCUCCUCAUCUCACUUCUCAGCAGUUUUUGUCUGGUCUACACAGAUGAUGUGCUCACAAAAGAGGAACAGAUAGGCCUGUUGUUCAAAGCCAAACGGAAGUGUGAAGGAAACAUCAAGUCAAAGCACAAGGUUCCUGAUGGUUUCUGCUCACCAGAAUGGGAUGGCAUCGUUUGUUGGCCUGAAGGGCCUCCGGGGAAGCUCAUAUCCACCGCCUGUCCGGAGUAUAUCUACGACUUCAACCAUAAAGGACUAGCAUAUCGUCGGUGUGAUGACAACGGAACGUGGGAGUUGGCUACUAUCAACAAGACGUGGGCCAAUUAUAACGAAUGUGCAAAAUUCCUCUACCAUUACAACCACAGCCAUGAAAAGGAGGUCUUCCACCGUCUGUAUCUCAUCUACACAGUGGGCUACUCCAUUUCUCUGGGAUCGCUCAUGGUGGCUGUUGUCAUCUUGGGAUAUUUCCGACGCUUACACUGCACCAGGAACUACAUCCAUAUGCACCUAUUCGUGUCCUACAUGCUGAGAGCCAUAAGUAUUUUCGUGAAAGACAUUGUGCUCUACUCUGGAUCAGCCUUAGAGAACAUGGAAAGAGUCACAGUGGAAGACCUCAAGUCCAUCACCGAGGCUCCACCAGCCAACAAAACACAGUUUAUUGGCUGCAAGGUGGUGGUGACCUUGUUCAUGUACUUUCUUGCGACCAAUUACUACUGGAUCCUUGUUGAGGGCCUGUAUCUCCAUAGCCUCAUUUUUAUGACCUUCUUCUCAGACAGAAAGUAUCUGUGGGGAUUCACUCUGAUUGGCUGGGGAGUACCAGCAAUGUUUGUGACAGUUUGGGCAACUGUGAGAGCCACGUUUGCAGAUACAGAGUGUUGGGACUUAAGUGCAGGCAAUUUGAAAUGGAUUUACCAAGUGCCUAUCCUGGCAGCUGUCGUGGUUAAUUUCAUGCUAUUUCUGAACAUCAUUAGAGUGUUGGCAACUAAACUACGAGAGACAAACGCUGGACGAUGUGACACAAGACAACAGUACAGAAAAUUGUUGAAGUCCACGUUGGUGCUGAUGCCCCUGUUUGGUGUCCACUACAUCAUAUUCAACGCCAUGCCGUACACAGAGGUGUCAGGAGUCCCCUGGCUCAUCCAGAUGCACUACGAGAUGCUUUUUAACUCCUUCCAGGGAUUCCUCGUCGCAAUUAUAUAUUGCUUUUGCAAUGGUGAGGUACAAGCCGAGAUCAAAAAGUCGUGGAGCAGGAGGACUCUGGCACUGGACUUCAAAAGGAAAGCUCGGAGUGGCAGUAACACCUACAGCUACGGACCUAUGGUGUCACAUACCAGUGUAACCAACGUCACUGCCAGAGGACCGCUGGCGCUGCACCUCACGACGAGGCUGGGCCCGGUGCCCGUGAACGGACACAGGAACCUCCCUGGGUACGUGAAGAACGGCUCAGUCUCAGAGAACUCCAUACCUUCGUCGGGACAGGAGCUCCACAUUCCCGAGGAGGAGCACUCAGCCCACACGAGGCCCUGUGAGAACGAGAAACCCUCGCCCGUGGUUGAGGAGGAGCGGGAAACAGUCAUGUGACCGACAGGCCGCUGAACAUGAAAACUAAAUGAGCAAAUCAGAAACACGGCCGCAGGAUGGUCUGAAGGGGACGACUGCAUGCGUCAACACUGCCAGUUUAUUUUCCUCCUGUGAAUCAAGCCUGAACUGUAGAGACCGAAGAGGCUCAAGGCGAAAAAGGUGUAUCACUCGUGUAAGCUUCAUUUUUGUGGCGAAUACUCUUUAAAGGAGCACCUGCCACAGUGAAUGUGUAAAAGCCUGAACAGAAUGCCGUGUCUUAUUUCUUUUCCACUGUUGUUAUCUUGUUCUCUCAUUGCUUUUGUGGAAAAUGUCUUGUGCUCAGCUUUUGUGCAUAAAUCAAACCGAGGUUAGUAGCAGUCGUCACCAGAACAGCCUUAAUCACCGAUGUAGAGAGAGAGAGUUGGAUUUGGCAUAAGAAGAAGAAUUAAUGCUACUAUUAUGGGGCGACUGUUUAUUUGUUCUGCAUCGACUUGUAUCCAUCAGUGUAAAAGGAAAGGUACUCAGGUAAUUGAAGUCCUCUGUUGUUGCGCACCUAUUUUUAUACUUUUAAAGUGGUGUUCUAGCCUGGUCAGCGUUUCUACUCAGAAGACGUUAUAUAAGGCUUGUGUUAAAUAGUCUGUUUUUUGUACAGUUUCUGCUGUUUAGAAAGACCCAGUAUUCAUCGCUCUAAUUACAACAGAUGUCGAGGAGUUCAAAUGAAUGUUUCAUAUUCAAAUUCUCUGCAAAACACACACACACAACAUGAUGCCAAAGUGAGAAUAUUUCUUUGAAGAAGACUGUCUCUGUCAGUGUUAGCUGAGGUAAAGAGGAACUUUGACAAACUUUGAAAUCUGACAGAAAUAGUAUCAUGUGUUCUCGGCAAAGUUUUCAAAGGAAGAGAGACCCCCCCAUUUCAAAACACAAGGUGCAGGAAAUGGCCGUAUAUUCCAGUGGAAUGUUAAUUAAAUGAGGAAUGAGGAAAAUCUCAAAUUCCCUUGGAAUUCCAAGAGUGACAUUUGUGGCGGAUAUGAAGGAAAACCCAGAAAUGAAUAACACACAGUAUAGUUUUUACAGAUGGUCCAGUGUUAUGCUGCUUUUUGAUGUAUAUAUAUACAAGUCACAAUGUUUACAAAGGUCAGAAAUACAUUCUAAUUGUGAGCUAGUAGUGUUCAUGUGUAUGGAUAUGUUGUAAAGCUAUGUUUCAGUGUAUCUUUAUUUUUUUUCUCACGUGUUUGUUUACGGAAUGUUUGCAAUAUUUGAUUUAUGUAAAUAGUCCAAAAAAACCAACUGGUGAAUAUAUUUACAGGUGAUCGAGGGCAUUCAAACUGGCAUUUCAUGAAGCAUUCCACGAGAUAUUUUAAACUUACUGCUCGUAACCUACAUAGUUUGCAGGUUAGGUCACAAAUUAUAUUAUACCAAAGAGAAAAGGUCACAGAGAAAAGGUUACAGUGUUAACUGUGACUAAAACGUCUUAAAGUCAUCCUGUCCCGAAAAGAAAAAAAAUAAAAGUGCUACUGAUAGUGAGUGUAGGAAAAUGUCACAGUGAAAGAGUUCAGUCCCCCCCUGUAGAUUGAUGUUUUUUUAUAUUUAAUACUCAAUUUCAUGUAAAAUGUUUGUGUCAAAGGAGAAAACAACUCUCUGUGGCGUAGUAACAACUGAGACGUCUCUUAUGGAGGAAUAUAACUCGGUUUAUUAAUCCAGAUUGACAAAUUGAAUAAAUUUGACGAUAUAGUGUUUGCACGACGAGGAUGUUCAUCUGGGGCAUUCGAACUCGCGUCGAGCACUAAGCCUAGAGUUUGUCAUGCUGGUAGUAAAUCCAUAAUUAAUCACAGUGGCAACAACAUUGCCUGAAUAAAUCGGUCCAUUCAUUUUCUCCAUUCAAACAGAAACUCUACUGCCUGUUGAAUUGACAACACGGCAAAAAUCCCAAAUUUAAAAUGGGAAACCAACACUAGUGUAAAUUAUUUUACAAAAACAGGACUUUUGGGUGUGAAGACAGUAAACAUAUAUCUCUAAUAGAGAGGUUAAUCACAUCAGAUUCAGAAAAAUGUAGCUUUUCUGUUGUAUUUCUGCAUCUGGCCACCACCGUUUGUGGCGAGCGCUCUCGUCCAGUGUGACUUCAUACUGACUGAAUUAUGCUCCCAUUACACAGAUUUGCUAGGUUUGUGCUUGACUCAUUUUUUAAAGGUUAAAUCCUGGUCCGCUCAGUUUGUGCUGGCCUCCAGUCCAUCCAGCAGAUUUACACUGCAUCUCAAAGAGUAAAAUAGAAAACAUGUAAAUCAUGUGACAGACUGCCUUUACUGUUUUCCCAUCAGGCAGAUGUUUAUUAGAUAAAUCUGGUCAUAUUCUAUACGUUUCUUAUUGCAGACAAAAUGGACGCAGCUUGGACGUUUGCAUGAGGAUCACUCAUGAUUGCGACUCGAGGUUGGGUGGAUUGUCUACAGUAGUAAUUACAUGUGGCUGCAGGCCACAGGGAUGGAAAAAGACUGAGACUGAGGGAACCCUCUGUAGAUAUUACAGUUUCAUACCAUCAGUACAGUUUACAGUAUGUACAAGAUUUAAGACUGCAGCUGACUGAGGGAGUUGUUCCUCAGAUUCACUCAGACUUUCCACCAACUGCCGCUGGGCAAGUAAACAUGUUGCCGUUGCAUAAUCCAGGUUCUUAAUUAAAAGGAGGGGCGGUAUCAGAGCAUGAAAAUAUUUUAUUAUGAAAGAAAAACACUUGGAAAUUUAUAUAUUUGAGCACUUUAAUACCCUAUAAUACAGUAUUUUGUUCUGAUUGUAUCAUGUAAAAUGAUUGUGUUUUGGAGUCAAGUGUACAAUAAGGCCAAUAACCAUAGAGCUAAUGUUGAAUUUCAUUGUUUUCAAAUACCUCUCAUGGAAGUAAAAAAUGUGUUUAAUUGUUUUUUAUUUAUCUUGUGCCGAAAUGUGCUCAGUGGAGUGGACGUCGCUCUUCGUGCUUUAGACGCAGCGUGUGAGCGGUGCUCUCCGACACACGUCUCUCUUUCUCAUCACUCCAUCGUGAUGUAGGCAUGUUGUAGAUAUCAGUGUAAACUUGGAAGAUAAAAUAAGAAGAUGGUUCCUGGUCUUAUAAUGUUCAUCAGUGAAUUGUGAAUAAGUCAAUAAAUCUGU
Messenger RNA from Paralichthys olivaceus (Japanese flounder), 4917 nucleotides. It is a transcript of the gene pth1r, whose product is annotated as parathyroid hormone 1 receptor. Lineage: Eukaryota; Metazoa; Chordata; Actinopteri; Pleuronectiformes; Paralichthyidae. Gene Ontology annotation, molecular function: G protein-coupled peptide receptor activity; parathyroid hormone receptor activity; peptide hormone binding. The record is from RefSeq and is a predicted model, not a curated record. Gene Ontology annotation, cellular component: plasma membrane. Gene Ontology annotation, biological process: cell surface receptor signaling pathway; intracellular calcium ion homeostasis; adenylate cyclase-activating G protein-coupled receptor signaling pathway.